AAUAACAGACUUGGUAAUGGAGCUCAGGAUUCUCAGAUAACAAAAACGAAUUAAAACAAUUCAUCCCAAGACAUGAGAUGUCAUUGUUAUGCUAACAUCACUGCAUGGUUGCACAAAUACAUUUGAAAUAUUUGCAAAGGAUAUAGCUUAUUUAAGGUGGCUACCCGUGCCAGAGUGACUGGAAUUUAAUUUCAAGACAUGCAACCGCAACUUUACCUCACAGUAAAUAUUGAAGUUAAUGAGUGAAGUGUAAAAAAAUUCAUUAUCCAUAUUAUUUUGUGUUUUACAUACAAUACAUAUUAAUUGCACCCAAAACAUCAAUACAAUAUAGUAGUAAAUACAAAGUACAGAGUUGAAGUCAACAUUUCAUAAAGAAUAUGAAGAACCACCAUGGACAUCUUCAAACAUUAGCAUUAUGCUACCUGACAAAAAUUACGAGAAGGACAUUCACUUUAGUCUACACAGAUUGAUCUCCCAAAUCAACUUAAUCAUUUGAUGCCACAAUGAUCCACCUGAAAAUACUUCCAUUGUACACAGUGCCCAGAAACCAUCUAUUACCAACAAAAUCACUGAAGAACAAAGAAAAAUAAUAUAUAUAUUUUAAUUUUUGCCCAUUCAUCCUUAAGCCUCAAACCCCAAGAAACCCAACCUUUCCUUUUUGAUAUACAUUUGCUGCUAAGCUGCCUUCCAAUUGACAAAAAGAAACAACAACAAAAAAAACCUCCUGUGGUGCUUCUUAUAUCUCAACACAGCCCCUACCACCAUCAUUCACCAUCUUCAUUUCCACCAUCACUACCAUCCUCUCCAUCUUAAGAACGAGGUGGGUAUUGUUCAGGCUGUGGGUGUUUUAGUUUUCAUUUAUAUUUAUUGUUACUUUGGUUUGUUUUUACCAUCACCACCAAGCUCAAUACCACCAGCACUUGCCACCACCACCACCACCACCAACAGCCACACCUUCAUCAUCAGUACCACAAUCCAUAGUGGUAGUGCUCCAGCUGGUAUUAUUUUGACACGUUCAAUUUAAUUAGGUUUCUAAUUUCCCCCCCAUCCAUCCAUCCAUCCAUCUCCACUUUCACCACCACCACAACCAUUCCCAAAAUGGACAUCCCAGAAAACUGGUUAUGGAUGGUAGUUGUAGGAUUUGUCAUUGCCUUUGUUCUGGCAUUUGGCAUCGGUGCUAAUGAUGUUGCAAACUCCUUUGGUACUUCGGUUGGAGCCAAAGUUCUGACUCUAAAACAGGCCUGCAUUCUAGCUACAAUUUUCGAAACUCUUGGAGCCAUUUUGCUUGGUGCACGAGUUUCAGAUACAAUACGGAAAGGCAUAAUAGAUGUGACACCUUACAAUGGGACAGAGGAGGUCCUGAUGAUGGGCAAUGUUGCCAGUGUCACGGGUUCCUGCUUCUGGCUUCUCCUUGCAACAUUCUUCCGUCUUCCAGUCUCUGCCACACACAGUAUAGUAGGGUCUACCCUUGGUUUUGCCCUAGUUGCUCAUGGUUCAAAAGGAGUGAAAUGGUCAAAAUUAGGAAUUAUCAUCAGUUCCUGGUUCAUAUCUCCCCUCCUCUCAGGCCUCGUCUCAACUGGCAUAUUCAUUCUCAUCAGAUACUUCGUCCUCAAUGCUGCAAAUUCUUUGGAACCUGGUUUAAAGUUUCUUCCAAUAUUUUAUGCCUCAACAGUUGCUGUCAAUCUUUUUUCUAUCUUCUUUGAAGGAUCUGAAUUGCUUGGAUUUGACAAAAUCCCUCUCUAUGGUGUCUUCAUCAUUACAUUUGGUGUUGGAAUUUUGGUUGCCUUGGGAGUCUAUUUCCUGUUGGUACCAUAUAUGAGAAAGAAAAUUAUUGCUAAAUGUCAGAAAAUGCACAGUGUUCGGACACCAGAGAACUCUGCUGAAAGCCUCUAUGAAAAACUUCCUGACAAUGUGCCUGAAAUAGAGAUUCAUGCAGGCGAAGACAAGCUCAACUGUGUAUCAUAUAUACCUGAUCCAGAUCGCACAGAAAAUGCAAAUGGUGUCACAAUUAAAUCAGAUGUUGAAAAUGGUGGCUUGGCUGAGAACGGAAAUUUUAAUACUUUAGAUCCAGCUGUAUCCAGUACCCAGGUACUGAACUUGAGUAGUUCUGCAUCUCUGUUAAUUAAGAUAGAUGGAAAUGGGGAGACUAAUGAAACUCCAGCUUCCCAUUCAUCUAAAAGAUCCAGAACAUUGUCAACGAGUGAAGUGGAGAAAAUAAAAGCUCGUCAGCUUGUACAAGAUUCUCCUGAAACUGUUCAACUCUUUUCUUUCCUACAAAUUCUUACUGCUGUUUUCGGCUCUUUUGCUCACGGCGGCAAUGAUGUAAGCAAUGCCAUUGGCCCAAUUGUUGCCUUAUGGAUAAUAGCACGAGAUAGGAGUGUAUUGCAAGCAGCACCGACCCCUCUUUGGAUUCUGUUUUAUGGUGGCUGUGGAAUUUCCCUUGGACUUUGGAUUUGGGGUCGCCGAGUGAUUAAAACGAUGGGUGAAGAUUUAACAAAAAUAACACCUUCCAGUGGCUUCUGCAUUGAAAUUGGAUCUGCCCUAACAGUGCUUGUUGCCUCCAACAUUGGUAUACCAAUCAGUACGACUCACUGCAAAGUUGGUUCUGUAGUGUUCGUGGGAAGGGUUCGUUCCAAAGAGAAUGUGGACUGGUCGCUAUUUCGCAACAUUGUUCUAGCUUGGAUCGGUACCUUGCCUGCCUCAGGGUUACUUAGUGCCUUGAUAAUGUACAUUUUCAUUACUCAUGUUUCGUUUUGAAAAUGG
This is a messenger RNA of Octopus sinensis (East Asian common octopus), 2763 nucleotides long. RefSeq names its product sodium-dependent phosphate transporter 1-A-like. Lineage: Eukaryota; Metazoa; Mollusca; Cephalopoda; Octopoda; Octopodidae. Bases 1099 to 2757 code for a protein of 552 amino acids. Gene Ontology annotation, molecular function: phosphate transmembrane transporter activity. Gene Ontology annotation, biological process: phosphate ion transmembrane transport. The record is from RefSeq and is a predicted model, not a curated record. Gene Ontology annotation, cellular component: membrane. The transcript is spliced from 17 exons.